Molecule: messenger RNA, 1569 nt
Organism: Oppiella nova
Lineage: Eukaryota; Metazoa; Arthropoda; Arachnida; Sarcoptiformes; Oppiidae
Source: the annotation of a GenBank genome assembly
AUGAGAGCAGCACUAGAGGAUAAGUUGGGAGUAUUUGCUUACACAUUAGAGUCUUUCUCUGAAGAUAACCAAAUAGAGUUUUUAACUAAGUUUUGGCAAAAGAGCUUAACUAGUGGCAAUAAGAAUAAACUAAAUGAAGAUAAACUAAAGACUUAUGCUAAGGCUCUAAUCAAAUUGUUAGCUCGAUCAAUUAGUGAUAAAGAGAAAGAAUUUACUGGUAUUCCACUUCAAACUAAGAUGAUGGCUGAAGCCUUUCAAGAACAACAAGAAGGAAAAGAGUGGGAAGGAUCGCUGCACCAGGCUACUGAAUUUGGUAAGUGGGAUGUAGUAGAAUUACUGAUAAAUAAAGGAGCUGAUGUUAAGGCUAAAGACAAUUAUGGCAAGACAGUGCUGCACCAGACUGCUGCAUAUGGUCAGUUAGAUGUGGUCAAAUGGCUGGUGGAGGAGAAAGGCGCUGAUGUUAAUGCCAAGGACAACUUGUUUGGUAGAGUGCUGCACAGUGCUGCUGCAUCUGGUCAGUUAGAUAUGGUCAAAUGGCUGGUAAAUAAAGGAGCUGAUAUUAAUGCUAAAAAUAGGUAUGGCAUGACAGUGCUGCACGAUGCUGCUGCAUCUAAUAAGUGGGAUGUAGUCAAAUGGCUGGUAAAUAAAGGAGCUAAUGUUAAUGCUAAAAAUAGGUAUGGCAUGACAGUGCUGCACAGGGCUGCUGAAUUUGGUCAGUUAGAUGUGGUCAAAUGGCUGGUGGAGGAGAAAAGAGCUGAUGUUAAUGCUAUAAACUUGUAUGGCAUGACAGUGCUGCACGAUGCUGCUGCAUCUAAUAAGUGGGAUGUAGUCAAAUGGCUGGUAAAUAAAGGAGCUGAUGUUAAUGCUAAAAAUAGGUAUGGCAGGACAGUGCUGCACAGUGCUGCUAAAUCUGGUCAGUUAGAUAUGGUCAAAUGGCUGGUGGAUGAGAAAGGUGCUGAUGUUAAUGCUAAAGACAAGCAUGGUGAAACAGUGCUGCACUGGGCUGCUGGGGAGGGUAAUUGGGAGGUGGUCAAGGCGCUGGUGGAGGAGGAGAAAGGCGUUGAUGUUAAGGCUGAAGAUAGGUAUGGUGAAACAGUGCUGCACAGGGCUGCUGUAUUUGGUAAGUGGGAUGUAGUCAAAUGGCUGGUAAAUAAAGGAGCUGAUGUUAAUGCUAAAAAUAGGUAUGGCAGGACAGUGCUGCACUUUGCUGCUGCAUCAUUUACUAGUCAGUUAGAUGUGGUCAAAUGGCUGGUAGAACAAGGAGCUGAUGUUAAUGCUAAAGACAAGGAUGGCGCAACAGUGCUGCACAGUGCUGCUGCAUCUGGUAAGUUAGAUGUGGUCAAAUGGCUGGUGGAGGAGAAAGAUGCUGAUAUUAACCUUCAGGACAACAAAAACAAAUCCAGUCUCACGGGAAGCAACAGGGCUGUUUCUCAGCUCUUGUUCUUGAAGGACGCAUCGUUAAACCUGCCGCAACUAUUUCUUUCUAAUCUCCAGACUUCGGCUGAACUUUAUGAGCGAUUAGCUCAAGGAGCUAGAUUCACCGACAAGCAGCUUACCUGCUGUUCUUAG